This is a messenger RNA of Hypoxylon trugodes, 1850 nucleotides long. Its product is annotated as acid protease. Bases 305 to 1765 code for a protein of 486 amino acids. Gene Ontology annotation, molecular function: aspartic-type endopeptidase activity. Lineage: Eukaryota; Fungi; Ascomycota; Sordariomycetes; Xylariales; Hypoxylaceae. Gene Ontology annotation, biological process: proteolysis. The record is from RefSeq and is a predicted model, not a curated record. The transcript is spliced from 3 exons.
UCCCGCCCUGCCUUCGCCGUACCGCCGUUCGUUUCCUCAUUCGGGUAUCCUAGAAGGAUUUAUUCAUUCGCAUUUUCUCACCUACAUAUCCGGGCUGUGAAGUAAACGAAGGGACCCGAAAGCGAGAGAAUAGCUGCUGGGCCAGCGACGGAUUGACGAGUAGCGGGAGGUCUGGAAGCGGGCGGUGAAAGCCUCAAGUCAAUCAUCCUUCGCAUCUUGAGGUUGAAUUGUACUUGUAAAUCCGUGGUGAAUCCAUGCAGGGGUUCGAACGGGUAGCAUCUACAAAACCCUGAUCCUGCCAGAGAUGGCAGUCCGACUCACAUCGAUCCUUCACCUAAUAAUAGGAGCUUGCAGCUUCGCCUCUGCUCUAGAACGCCGCAAUGAUCACUACGUCAAGCUACCUGUCGUGCACUCCACGAACAGAAAGGUAUUCUCUGAUUUUGGGGAUAAGCGAGCGAUAACCACUGUGUCACUCGCCAACCGAUCCGACGUAGCAUACUAUGCACAAUUGGAUAUCGGCACACCUGCGCAACAAGUCUAUGUACAAUUAGAUACAGGCUCGUUCGAACUGUGGGUGAAUCCGGACUGUUCCGAUCUUCAAGGCUCGGCGGAUAUUAGAUUUUGCCGAGCAAUAGGACACUAUGAGCCAACAGACUCUUCCAGUGCUAUUCAAUUGGAGACUACGAAAACAUUGAGGUAUGGUAUUGGCAGUGCAGACAUACAAUAUGUCACCGAUGAUAUUGGCCUUACGGGCACGAACUCGAAGCUGAAAGGAGUCCAGUUCGGCGUCGCAACGCAAACUGAUGAUGAGUUCGCUGGUAUCUUGGGGAUAGGUCAUGGGGUGAAUGUGACUAUCCGCUAUAAGAACUUUAUAGAUGAGUUGGAGAGCCAGGGAGUGACGGAGACGAAAGCGUUUAGCUUAGCCCUCGGUAGUAAGGAUGAGCAAGAGGGUGUUGUUAUCUUCGGCGGACUGGAUACUGGCAAAUUUUCUGGUAACCUUACGACGUUACCCAUCAUCCCCGCGCAGGAGUCCCCCGACGGCGUUCCAAGAUAUUGGAUAAACAUGACGUCCUUGAGUCUUACUCCUCCGAGUGGCAAGACGAAACAGUACGAGAACACGACGAUGGCCGUUUUCUUGGACAGUGGCGCGACGCUCACAUUACUACCGACGAACCUAGCGAAUUCGAUCGCGGCGGACUUCGGUGCCGAAGCUACGGAUGCUAACGGAUUUUACCCGGUCAAUUGUUCUCUCAACGACUUACCGGGUACUCUUAACUUCGCCUUCAAUGGUCUGAUGAUACGGGUUCCGUACAAUGAGCUAGUCCGGGAACUACAGACAAGUUUCGGUGUGCAAUGUUUCUUGGGUAUUAGCCCCAGUGACGAUUUUCUUCUCCUUGGCGACACUAUGUUGCGAUCUGCCUAUGCUGUUUUCGACCAGACUAACAACGCCAUUCACCUCGCCCAGUACGUAAAUUGUGGCACAAACGAGAUAGAAGUCACCGAUCAGAUGAAUAUGGCGAAUAUUAAAGGAGACUGCGCUCCUCCCUCAGUGAAGGGCGAGUCGGCCACUACGGCAAGCACGAGUAGUGCUCCCGUCGCAACUAAGACUGCGGCUGGAACAGCAAAGGUUACUCCAUCUGCCGCGAGUACGACUACUACGGCGGGAGCGGGAGGGUCGACAGUGGCCGAUUCGUCAAGUUCCCAAGAACGGGUUGAAUGGUGGAUGGGGUUGAUCAUGAUUGCAUUCUGGGUUACCAUAGCGUGAUUUUUAUUAGAGAGCGAUAUUAUUAAAUUCAAAAUAGAAGCGACAUUUUAAAUGAAAUUAUCGAAUAGGUAUCUACCGACUCGUA